Molecule: messenger RNA, 1460 nt
Organism: Capsaspora owczarzaki ATCC 30864
Lineage: Eukaryota; Filasterea; Ministeriida; Capsasporidae
Exons: 3
Coding region: 10-1407 (465 amino acids)
Molecular function (GO): protein binding
Source: RefSeq, a predicted model, not a curated record
AUUCAUUUCAUGGCGAGUGGCACCAAGUCGUCCAGCACCAGCAGCAGCAGUGGAGCUACGCGUCCCGUCGGCAGCUACUCUUGGACCCAGACUGACGAGGAGGUGACGAUCGUGCUCUCGUUCCCAGCCGUGUUCAGCGUAAAGGACGUUGCUGUCAAACUGUUGCCACACUCGAUCGUCGCUGGCAUCAAAGGCCAUCCGCCAACCAUCUCGGGCGCCUACCCUUCCAACGUCGAACCAGACGGCUCGUGGACGUUUGAAAAGAUCAGCGCCACGGAGAGCGCGGUCGAAAUCCAUCUACAGAAGGUCGACCCGGAGGUAUGGCCUGCUGCGAUCGUGCGCGACGGUCCGAACGCAGAAAUGGACGGCCAGAGUUUGUAUCUGGCUGCAGGCCUCACGGAGGCGUCGGACAUUUACGCCACACUGAGUCUGCUCACAAAGGCCGCCGCGAAAGGAAACAUUCCAGCGCAACUCAAGCUGGGCGCAUGGUUUCAGCUCGGGCGCGAAAACAACUGCCCCGUCGACCGCGAUGUGGCCGAAUCGGCCUGGUACUACAUGCAAGCCGCCGAGGCCGGGAGCGGCGAAGCGCAGUUUAUGCUUGCGCGAGCGUAUGAGCGCGGAGAGGGUGUCGGACGAUCGUACGAGCAAGCGCUGGCGUUGUACACGCAGGCCGCCAAUCACGAGCACAGUUGCACCGAGUCGUCAGCCUUCCAUUUGGGCGUGCUGCUGCAUACAGGCGACGACACUCACUCACCAAACAUUCCCGAAGCCUCCAAAUGGUGGGAGCUGGCUGCCUCGAUGGACUCUGCUGCCGCGCACUACAACCUCGGCGUCUUGCACUAUUACGGCAAGGGCGUCCCUCAGGAUUUGGUCCGAGCGCGCGAGCAUUUCACAGCUGCGCAAGCACUCGAUCCCAAACUGACCAACAUCCCCGAGCUCGACAGUCUGGAUAACGAGGAGGACGACGAAGACGGCGUGGACGAGUUGGAUCCGAUGCGUCGCAGUAUUGACUUUGAGGCGAUUGCCAGAGCUGCUCAGACCAUGAAAGCCGGACCCCCUGCGAUGGUGAUCACGCCCACUCGCAUGGCAGGAUCGCCUGCUGCUUCUGCGGGAACUUCCACACCGACGGGCGCCGGCGCACGGAGAAAAGCCGCGUCAGGCUCGGCUCCUCAUGCGACGGUCUCGCGCUUGACAGGUGCAUCAGCCAGCAGCAGCUCACCGGGCACACCGCGAGCAGGCACCCCUCGCCGACCAGGAACGCCAGCUCCCGGCAUGAUUGCUGACGGCACCGCCACUCCCGCUUCGGACACUAGCGCAGCUUCGCCCAGUUGGUUUAUUGAUGUUGCAGCUGGUGUUUCAGUGCUUGCUGCAGCUGCCGCCGCUGUCUUUGUCAUGCGGCGGUCGUGAAUCUCACACAACACACACAAUUUUUUUUUGGUUGAAUACAACUUUUACCACGA